AUGGACUUUAUCAGACAAAGAAGAGUACGAGCUAGAGCCAAUAAUAUCGAUGCUCGGUUGGAGAACAUACUCAGCAACUUACGUGACGAGGAUCUUGCCGAAGAUGUUGCUGCUUUUCACAGAUGCUACCUGCCAAAGGUUGACUAUGGAAGGCUUCUCGGGGCUGCCAAGGUAGCCAAAAAUCCAAAAACAUAUGAGGAUAUUAGCAGAGCUCAAGCGCCAUACAAACCUGGAUUGGUGAAACUCAGCGGCGAAGAGCAAGAAGCACUUAUCAGAGAGCAGGACUCUGCUAUGCCGGAAGCUGGCAUGUUCAUUGUAAUUCUCACUGUCUCACUAGCGGCCUUUCUUCAAGGUCAGGUCCAGUCGUCCAUCAAUAGCGCCUCUCUCUAUGAGGAUUUGUUCGAUAUAUCGGGUAUAAACGCUACAAUCAGGGCUCACAACGGCACAACUUUGACGCACACGCCAAGAGUUGAAGCAAGUGAUUGGAUAUUAGGAGUGAUGAAUGCAACACCAUUUUUAUCUGCUGCUUGCUUUGGAUGUUGGGUUGCUUUACCUCUCAGUGACCGCUUUGGGCGCAAAGGCUCCAUGCAAGUUGCUGCUAUUCUGGUACUCAUCACAUCUGCCAUCUUGGGGGGUGUCCCUGCAAUGAGCGGUGGUUUAAAACGGUGGAAUAUUACAAUCAUACUGCGGAUGUUCAAUGGAUUUGGUAUGGGAAUCAAAGCCGUAAAUACCCCUAUGCUUGCAUCCGAAUGCGCCGUCGGUUAUUGGAGAGGCACCUCUGUUAUGGCUUGGCAGCUAUGGGUUGCUUGCGGUAUCAUGGUCGGUUUUGCAUCCAAUGCGCUCUUCGCCAGGAUCUCAAACUAUCAAACUCAGUUGACAUUGAUACUCGGAGCCCCGCUGCUCCCUGCGCUUAUUCUUUGUGUGGUUUCGCUUGCCUGUCCGGAAAGUCCAAGAUAUUAUCUGAGACGCCGCGAUUACAAUCCGGCGAAGGCUUACAAUAUUCUCAAGGGACUAAGGCGAUCCGAGCUCAUCGCUAUGAGAGACAUUUAUGUCCUGCAUAAGUCAGUCCAGGAGGAGUUUGAAGCUGCAGAACACGGCAAUCCCUCAGAAUUACAACACUCCAGCGUGUUUAUGGGGUUCAAAGACUUUUCAAGCCAAGUGAUCGAACUUUUCCAAAAGCCAAGGCUUCGGAAUGCCCUUAUAAGCACUUCUAUUGUGUCAUUGGCCCAACAACUAUGUGGCAUCAAUAUUCUCGCGUUCUACUCCGGUACCUUAUUUAGCAAUCUCAGCGGAGACCAGCAUACGUCACUAGCCUACAGUAUCGGAUUCGGUGCCGUCAACUUCAUCUUUGGACUCGCUGCUAUCAAGUACAUUGACACCAUUGGUCGACGAAAAUGGUUAAUCACUACUCUGCCCCCAAUGGCUGUACUACUUGUUGCAUCAUCGGCCUCCUCUAAAUGGGCGCUUGGCGGAGGUGAAGAUGAUCAUACUGCAUCAAUAUUGGUGGCAAUUUUCUUAUACAUUCAUGCAGCACUCUACUCGCCUGGUUUAGGACCUGUUCCAUUCACAUUAGCAGCGGAAAGCUUUCCAUUGACACAUCGAGAAGCGGGCUGCGCCUUUGCCAUAUCUAUUAAUCUUUUCUUCGCUGGGCUAUUGAGUCUGUUUUUCCCAAUUGUCCUUUCCAAGAUCAGCUAUCCUGGAACUUUGGCUCUUUUUGCUGGUAUGAGCGUCUUAGCAUUCAUCCUCGUUUUCCUCUUCGUCGAAGAAACGAAGCAGAAGUCCCUUGAGGACUUGGAUUUCGUUUUUGGUGUCCCAAAGACACAGUUCGUACGAUUCCAGGUCUUCAAAUACUUGCCUUGGAUCUUCCAACAAUAUCUACCUUGGUAUUUUAAUGAUUACCUCCCGUAUCUAAUCAGGCUGCGUUUCCUACGACGGAAGGCUACCGACCAGAAAGGCGAUCUAGAGGCAAGAGUACAAACCGAGAAAUCAAUGAUAUUCUGGCAGCGCAAACCCGAUGAACCAAUGCUUUACCAUCAAGAUCUUCCCACCUGUCGCGAACCACUGGACCCCGAUGACCCAUGUUACUAG
Messenger RNA from Neoarthrinium moseri, 2088 nucleotides. RefSeq lists its product as uncharacterized. The transcript is spliced from 14 exons. Gene Ontology annotation, molecular function: myo-inositol:proton symporter activity. Gene Ontology annotation, biological process: transmembrane transport. The record is from RefSeq and is a predicted model, not a curated record. Lineage: Eukaryota; Fungi; Ascomycota; Sordariomycetes; Amphisphaeriales; Apiosporaceae. Gene Ontology annotation, cellular component: membrane. Bases 1 to 2088 code for a protein of 695 amino acids.